Homalodisca vitripennis (glassy-winged sharpshooter) is the source of this 2424-nucleotide messenger RNA. RefSeq names its product putative aminopeptidase W07G4.4. The coding region runs from base 202 to 1752 and encodes 516 amino acids. Gene Ontology annotation, molecular function: manganese ion binding; metalloaminopeptidase activity. The record is from RefSeq and is a predicted model, not a curated record. The transcript has 13 exons. Gene Ontology annotation, cellular component: cytoplasm. Gene Ontology annotation, biological process: proteolysis. Lineage: Eukaryota; Metazoa; Arthropoda; Insecta; Hemiptera; Cicadellidae.
ACCUACUUCGUAUAUUGUGUGAUAUGGUGACAUCGUGUAUUUCAUUGCCCUGCUUUUGUUAGACUUGUCAUUUCGUUUUGCCCACUAGCACUAGACGUAGUUGGAGGUAUUAAAGUUAACAAUCAGACCGGUGACUGGGUUAAUGUCACCACUACAGUAGACAACUUAGGCCUCAACAAUAUUAAGUGUCUUAGAAGAAAAAUGUCUUCAUUACUAGGAUACUCUAUCUCUGUGGAAAGCAGCCUGUCAGCCUCUGGUUAUGAUGGUAUCGUUUAUGUAUCCAGCAACCCUCCAGAACUCGACAAGUCUGCUCCAGAUGCAAUUAAGGAUGCUCUCUCAAGAGCUAUCAAAGUUGAUGCAGCCUUAUUCUCAGAAGGCGGGGUGAUGGAGGUAAAUCUGCCAGCUGGGCGUAUGGUGUAUUCUCCAACAGGACCCCUUUCUGACUACCAUGAUGUCCGAAGUUUUGGAGAAGCAGCCAAGAAAGGCAUAUUGAGAUCUUUGAAAGCAGAGUUUCAAUCACCACUGCUAGUUCUCAAUCAAAAUCUCAAAUUUCCGAAUUGUGAUCUUGUUACUAUUCUUGGAGCUAUGGAGGCACUGUACAUGAACAUCCAAUGGAGAGAAGACUGUCCUGAUAAGUGUCCUAAGGUGAAGAACCUGGGAGUGUGGAGUCAAGAUCAUAGCAAGUUGGUGGAGACUGUAGACCUAGCCAAAAAGUUGGAGAGUGGAAGGAUUGUGGCCCGAGACAUCGCAGACUGUGAUCCAGAGAGGAUGGCACCUCCUCGUGUGGAGGAGUAUGUGAAACAGACAUUCCCCUCAGGCUGUGGAAUCUCUGUGUCCGUUGUGAGCGAUGAGGGCAAGCUGACCAAAGACUAUCCUCUAUAUGCUGCUGUCAACCGUGCUGCCAGUGUGAUUGAGCGCCACAAGGGACGAAUAAUCUAUCUGCAAUACGACCCACCUGGACCUGUGGAGGACACUGUGCUACUGGUGGGCAAGGGAGUUACUUAUGACACUGGUGGUGCAGACAUCAAGGCUGGGGGUGUCAUGGCGGGCAUGUCCCGAGACAAGUGUGGAGCUGCUGCUGUAGCAGGCUUCAUGAAGGUAGUAGCAGAGAUGAAGCCACAGAAUCUAAAAGUGAUUGGUGCCAUGUCCAUGGUCCGAAACAGUGUGGGAGAGAACUGUUACGUAGCAGAUGAGGUGAUACGGGCUAGAUCUGGAGUUAGGGUCAGAGUCAACAACACUGAUGCCGAAGGUAGAAUGAUAAUGGCUGAUGUACUGUGCUAUAUGAAGGAGUUGGUGGAAAAGAAGGAAGCUGCUGUCAACCCUCAUCUGAUAACCAUUGCUACUCUUACUGGCCAUGCUUUUCUGACAGUGGGUGCUGGUUAUAAUCUGGCCAUGAACAACGGACCUGCACACAAGGAUCAGGAGGCCAGAAAACUACAAGAGUCAGGAGAGGCUGUGGGUGAUCCUGUGGAUAUUAGCAGACUGCGCAGGGAGGACUUCACCUUUCACAAGGGCAAGUCGGAGGGUGAUGAUGUGUUUCAAGCCAACAACGAACCAUCUACUAGAACUCCAAGGGGUCACCAGGGCCCAGCAGCUUUCCUCAUAAUGGCCUCAGGCCUAGACAAGCAUGGAUUGGACUCCAGCCUACCAAUCAAGUACUCCCAUCUGGACAUAGCUGGAGGAGCUGGUAGUCUUCCUAAACCCGCCACAGCCUCUCCUGUACUGGCUUUGGCUCACCGCUACUUGCUCUGAUAAUAUUUCUAUUGUUAUAUGGGGUCUUCUUAUGUGGUAUUUUCUGUUAUUCUAUGAGCACUAUCAAAAAUUUACAUUAUCGAUUAUUGUUAGAAGAUAUUUAUAAGUUGGUAAUUAUUCCAGGAACAAGUUGCUUUAUUAAUAUAUUUGAUUUCAAUGUGUUAUUAUAUUUUGUACAACAAAAUAAUUUUAUUGUUGUUUCAUCUGGUUCAUUAUUAACCUCAUGAGGACAAAGGGCCAGAUUUUAGACAGUGUUCCUAAAUUAGGACCUAGGAUUUACCUAGAAUUUAUAUAAGUUAUACCUACAUUGAUUACAUUUUAAGCAAUUAAAAGAUGACUGAAUGAAGAAGAUAUAUAUUGUAAAUUUGACCACACUUUUUAAUAUGAUAUACUAUAAUUAAUUGGCCAAAUUAAAUAAGAAACAUUGUGAUUAGGCUGUUUGGUUAUAACUACAAUAUAAACUUGUGGAAGUACGCAAUAUUGUUGUUUUGCCAAGUGUAUUUGUGGUAAAAGAUUCCUAUAUAAAAUCUUAUAUAUAGUACAUUUAAAUUUAAUUAUAAUUUUAUUUAUGACCACAUUAAAAAAAAAAUAUUGAUCAUUAUGUCUUUCCAGACACUCAGUUUUCUGGUGACUGCUAACUAAAGGCAAAUAAAUACAUAUUUAAUUUAUUUA